GCAGCAACGCGUGGCGUGCAUUUUACAGUGAAGGAUCGCAGGCGUGGAACUCAACCUGGAUGAACAACGCUAAAAAAAAGCACCCGGGCUUUUAAAAAGAAAACAAGGGGCAACCUACGCCUGCUGCAAAAUGCUGGUCUUGUUUGAGACCGCUGCAGGCUAUGCCAUUUUUAAAGUUCUUGAUGAAUCCAAACUGCAGCAGGUCGACAGUUUGUACAAGGAGUUUGAGACUCCUGAAAAGGCAAAUAAAAUUGUGAAACUGAAGCACUUUGAGAAGUUCCAGGAUACAACUGAGGCCUUGGCAGCUGCCACUGCUCUUGUUGAGGGUAAAAUUGGUAAAAGUUUGAAGAAGGUGCUGAAGAAGGUGGUUGCCAAAGAGGCUCAUGAGCAGCUGGCCAUCAGCGAUGCAAAACUCGGUGGUGUCAUCAAAGAAAAACUGGAUUUGAGUUGCAUCCACAGCCCUGCUGUUGCCGAACUCAUGAGGUGCAUCAGGAGCCAGAUGGAGGGCCUAAUCUCAGGUCUUCCGCCCAGAGAGAUAAGCGCCAUGUCCCUAGGCUUGGCUCACAGUCUGUCCCGCUACAAGCUGAAGUUCAGCCCCGACAAGGUGGACACCAUGAUUGUGCAGGCUAUAUCGCUGUUGGAUGACUUGGACAAGGAGCUGAACAAUUACAUCAUGCGCUGCAGAGAGUGGUACGGUUGGCAUUUCCCCGAGCUCGGGAAGGUUAUCACCGACAACUUGGCGUACUGCAAGACUGUCUGUAAAAUUGGGGACCGCACCAACGUGGCCACCAGCGACCUAUCGGACCUGCUCCCUGAGGAAAUCGAGGCGGAGGUGAAGCUGGCAGCAGAGAUCUCCAUGGGAACCGAAGUGUCUGAGCAGGAUAUCAGUAACAUCCGGCACCUGUGCGAGCAGGUGAUUGAAAUCUCAGAGUACCGCACUCAGCUGUAUGACUACCUGAAGAACCGGAUGAUGGCGAUCGCCCCCAAUCUGACAGUGAUGGUGGGCGAGUUGGUUGGUGCUCGUCUCAUCUCGCAUGCCGGUUCACUAUUGAAUCUGGCAAAGCACCCUGCCUCGACAGUACAGAUUCUGGGGGCAGAGAAGGCACUGUUCCGAGCGCUCAAAACCCGCAAGGACACACCCAAGUACGGUCUCAUCUACCACGCCUCUCUUGUGGGCCAGACCACUGCCAAGAACAAGGGCAAGAUCUCAAGAAUGCUGGCAGCCAAAACGUCCCUCGCCAUCCGUUACGAUGCCCUUGGAGAAGACACAAAUGCAGAAAUGGGUGUGGAGAAUCGAGCCAAGCUCGAGGCCAGGUUACGGCAGUUGGAGGAGAGAGGAAUUCGAAGAAUCAGUGGAACAGGAAAAGCAAUGGCCAAGGCAGACAAAUAUCAACACAAAAGUGAAGUGAAACAAUAUGACCCGUGCGGGGAUUCUACGAUACCCUCCACUUCAAAGAAGAGGAAGUUUGAAGACAUGGAAGAGAAAGCGGAAAAAGAGCCUUCAACGCCUGUGGUGAAAGCAAAAAAGACCAAAAAGGAACCAGCAGCAGAGGAAGUAGAAGGCGAAACAUCCACAGCUGCGACUGAAGAGCCCCCCAAGAAAAAGAAGAAAAAGAUGAAAGAUACUGCUGAGGAGCCAAAAGAGGAGGAAGCAAGUGUUGUGGUGGAAGAGCCAGCAGAGAAGAAGAAAAAGAAGAAAAAGAAGAUCAAGGAGGAGGAGGAGGAAGACUUUACAAUAAUGUCGCAGUUGCAAGCGAGGUUUUACACAGAAAACCCAAGGUAUGUAAUAGAUGAUGUUCCAUUCUCCAUCCCAGCCACUUCUGAAGUCCAUGAUCUCAGCAAUGUCAUCAAUAAGCUGCUGGAGGCCAAAAAUGGAUCUCAUACCAAGGUGGACUUCGACUUCCUGGUCAGGGGUCAGUUCCUACGAACGUCACUGUUGAGUCACAUGGAAGCAGAAGACAUAUCAACGGAAGAUGUUGUGGAGAUUGAGUAUGUGGAGCGGAUCACAGCGCCAGAACCUGAGGAGUGCAUGAUGCACGACGACUGGAUUAGUUCUGUAGAUGCAGAUACUGAAUGGAUCCUGACUGGGUCUUAUGACAAAACCGCCAGUAUCUGGUCCUUGGGGGGCAAGGCUAUGAAAAAAGUGGUUGGACACACAGAUGUGGUCAAAGAUGUCGCCUGGGUUAAGAAGAACGGCCUGACUUCUCUACUUCUGACCGCCUCGCUUGACCAAACCGUCCUGUUGUGGGAGUGGAACUCUGAGAAGAACAAUGUGGUGGCCAGGCACUGCUGCCGGGGACACACGGGGAGCGUUGACACGGUCGCCACGGACCCCAGUGGUUCAAAGUUCUGCAGUGGCUCCUGGGACAAAAUGUUGAAGAUAUGGUCAGCAGUUCCCUCUGAAGAGGCAGACGAGGUUGAGGAGCCUGCUGACAGGCCGAGGAAGAAACAGAAGACCCAGCAGCUGGGCCUUACUAGAACACCUCUUAUGACAUUAUCUGGGCACAAUGAGGCUGUAUCCUCAGUGCUGUGGUGUGAUGGUGAGGAGGUUUGCAGUGCAUCCUGGGACCACACAAUCCGUUUGUGGGAUGUGGAGACGGGAGAGAUGAAGACAACCCUGACAGGAAGUAAAGUGUUCAACAGCAUUUCCUACUCGCCUUUGUGUCGUCGGCUAGCGUCCGGCAGCACUGACAGACACAUCAGGCUGUGGGACCCUCGCACGAAAGAUGGUUCACUGGUGCUACUGGCACUAACCUCCCACUUUGGCUGGGUCACCGCUGUCAAGUGGUCUCCAUCACACGAGCACAAGUUGGUUUCCGGAUCCCUGGACAACUUUGUCAAACUGUGGGACACCAGAAGCUGCAAAGCUCCUCUGUAUGACCUGGCAGCCCAUGAAGAUAAAGUGUUCUGUGUGGACUGGACAGAAAGUGGGCUGAUGUUAAGUGGGGGAGCAGAUAACAAAUUGUACACCUACAGAUACUCAGCUUGUCCGACUGACGCAGGAGCAUAGUCUCAACAGAGAUCCUAUGCCGUCAGAAUCUUAUCCUGCACAAAUGCCUUUUGUGACUUUUGUCUGUUGUUUUAUUUUUAUUUUUUUUUUACAUGUUGUUAAGGGGGACUAUUCUCAUGUAAUUUCCC
Messenger RNA from Phycodurus eques (leafy seadragon), 3138 nucleotides. RefSeq names its product NOP58 ribonucleoprotein homolog (yeast) (gene nop58). Gene Ontology annotation, biological process: ribosome biogenesis. Bases 131 to 3010 code for a protein of 959 amino acids. Gene Ontology annotation, cellular component: small-subunit processome; box C/D methylation guide snoRNP complex. The transcript has 27 exons. The record is from RefSeq and is a predicted model, not a curated record. NCBI's taxonomy places the organism in Eukaryota, Metazoa, Chordata, Actinopteri, Syngnathiformes, Syngnathidae. Gene Ontology annotation, molecular function: protein binding; snoRNA binding.